CCACAUCCCAAUCAAAGUCCUCAAACCCUUUCUACAUUCACUACUUUCAGGUUGAAUUUAGGGGAUCGAUCGAGGCAAUCACCAAAAAAAAGCAAUGACGGCCAAGACACGAACUCUGUUGAUUGCCUUCGUAUGGCUUCUGGCGGUGGUCUCCAUUAAUGUCAUGUCUGCCGCCGCCGGCGGUCGCCCAUCAGCCAUCUCCGGCGGUAGCUCGAAGACCAACGAUGUUCAUGUUCAACAUUGGUGGGGUUUUCACCAUCAUCAUGAUGAUGACCAUCACUACCACCACGGUGAUGACCACCACCACCACCAUGACUGAAAUCAUCGCAAGCUGUAUCGAUCGAGCUAGCAGGGUGUGGCGCGCUAUCUAUCUAUCUAUCUAUCUAUCUAUCUAUCUAUUAUAUAUUUUUAUUUAUGUCAUGAAACAAGAAAAAUGGACGAGAGAGAUGUAUACCAGUGUUGAUUACGCGCACACAAUGUUGUUAUCUUAAUUGAAGAUUUUACAUAUCCGUGUUAUUUCAUGUUAUUUUAUGUAUGAGCUUUUCUAUACUAAUUAUGAAAUUAUCGACUACUGAAUGUUGAUUUUAUGUGUCCAAUAUUUCAUUGGGACUGUCGGAUUAGGGAUAAAGUAUAUAUACCGGUCAUUCAUGAGAAUAAAAAUGAUUCUCUGAUUUCAAAGAAAGCUACUCAAACAAUUCUUCAUAUAUAUACUGAACUAGAUCUUAUGUGCCACGCUCUGCUGUGGCAAUUGAGUAAGUGCGUGAUUAUUACUAAUCCAACAAUCUAGCUAUAAGACCCACAAUUACGGAGGAAUAUCUUUCUCAUAAUAUUUAUUGUUAUCACUUUGGAAAAUUAGCAAUAAUUUUUCUCUGGUCUUUUGGAAAUCUCUUUAAUGUAGUGUGGCAAGGUAAUGAUAGUUAAACAAAUUUGAGACGUAAAGAGAUUAUUUUUCCAAACGAAUCAUUUAUAACCAGGCGACCCUUUGAAGGACGGUACAAAAUCAAAGAACGUCGAUAAGUUGAGAGAGAGCUCAUAGACCUCACUGUAGACGAUCCUUAAUUGAAAAUGUGCGCUCAAGAUAGCAGAACCUUAAUUUCCUUCAAAUAGUAGGUUCUGCUGGUGGCAGAAUUCGAGGAAGGCUUUCAUCUUUGCUAUCUCUCAUACCACUUCGAAAAUGAAGAAACUAAUGCAAUGAAGGCGAAGACACAGGUGACUCCGUGUGAGACAAUUUUUCCUUCUUGAACUCCUCACAGUGGAUCAUCGAUUCAAAUUCGGAGAUCUGCUAUAAAAUUGGGCAUUGCCAAAGCUCAAUUCCCUUGGGAUUGAAGACUUUGAACUUCAUGGUCAACUCCUCCAUACCAGAAUUUUCCAUUCGAAUUCUCUUGAUUAUGCUUAUCUAGAAAAUGUUAGAGUUUUUUUUAUUUUAGGGAAUUGAAAGUGUUGGAGUUUCUCAAACGGGAUUUGAGAAAUCAAAGACAAUGGUCGAGAAGACAUGUGAGGCAAAUUUGAGCAUUUAAGCUUACUGCAAGGAUUCCGACUACGAUUACUCGGAGUAUGGAAAAGGUUAUACGUGCUUGUGCAUGCCCGAAUUUGACGACCGAGGACAAUGAGGAACAUGAUGAGGAGAAGAGGUGGAAAAAAUAAUUUUUUUUAUUGACAUGUAAAAUAUGAAAUAAAUCGAUAAAUCGAGUUAUCAUACAGCCAUCAACCAUAAUUAAAUCCCACACAUACGAAAACUAAAUUGGUUGUGAAGUUACUCUAAGGUGGAAUAUGUUGGAGAAUAUAACCAAAGGCCUUUCACUUAUGUUAAUAAUUAUUAGCAAAAUUAUUGAAUUAUUAAUAAUUAGUUAAAUCUUUUGUAAUGCAUCUAAAUAUUAGCAACCAUUCAUUCUGUUGUUGAUAAUAAUUUUUUUAUAAAAGUUAUCGAUAAUAAUUUUAUAAUUGUUUUCUUAGUUAAAAUACUAAAGUGUUGGAAUGUUG
This is a messenger RNA of Linum trigynum, 1980 nucleotides long. Lineage: Eukaryota; Viridiplantae; Streptophyta; Magnoliopsida; Malpighiales; Linaceae. The record is from the annotation of a GenBank genome assembly.